GGAGACAUUUGGGGUUAGAAACUCCUUUCUCGGGCAUUGCAGCACUGUUCCUGCUUGGUGCUACACACGGUGACGUCGUGGGUGGGGGAAGAGGGAAGAGGAGGGGUGAUCUCCCAGCAAACAGCUGCUGCAGCUGUGAAGAGAAAAAAGGAGAAAGAUCAGGAGCAGCCGCGGCGAUCCAACCCCUGCAACAGGAAAAUGGACCAGCCAUAACUCACUGGGGAAGAGAAAGACCACAGGGGACAAUUACACUUCCAUUUCCUGUGAUAACACUGAAAUCACCUCUUAUUCUCUGCAUAUGUCUUCACUUCUGUCAAAGGCCUGUCUUUGGUUUUGGGUACCUUUUGUGCGAUUAUUAAGACAGUAGGGUGAAACCCCAUUUGGGGAUCCGGCCACUCCUUCACAUGGUGGAGAACAUCACUGUGUGAGAGGUUGGUCCUCCGAGUAAUGCUGGCACAACAACAAUAAAGCAAAAGUUAUUAACUUUUAGGUCACCUCAACCUUUUUUGUUCCAUCUCUGAACAUGAGAGAGCUCCAAUCUGAUUUAGAGAACAAAUUCAGUGACGGAUUGCUUUUUCUGUAUGAGGAAACAAUGUCUGCAGUCAACAUGCAUUUGUAUGCAUGCAGCUGUAACCCUGGCCCUUUCAGAAACAGGAUGUAGUACUUUAUUCUGUCAAACACGAAUUUUAAAAGCAUUUUAAUAUAAUGACAGAGAUAUUGAAAUUUUGCCCAGAGAAGUUGUGGAUGCCCCAUUCCUGGAAGUGUUUAAGGCCAGGUUGGCUGGGGCUUUGUGCAGCCUGGUCUGGUGGGAGGUGUUUCACCUCAUGGCAGGGGGCAUAGGAACUAGAUGAACUUUAAGGUCCCUUCCAACCUAAACCAUCCUAUGAUUCUAUGAUGCGUGCCAGCACAUCUCUAUACUUCAUGGAGAGUUUGGGAUAGUCUGUUACAACAUCAUGUGCCCACUUCAGAAGUCACAAGUAUGUUUAAAAGAUCAUGAGUUUUAACAUAAAACAGGCUAAACACUAGCAUGAACUACAAUUACAAGCAUCCUCUUGGUUACACUCUGCUUAGCUAAGAUUAAGCAGCUUAAGAAUUGCAAAAAUGAUAAUUUUCUAUCCAGCUGAUGGAGGAAGGGUCCAGAAAAUAAGCCUGAACUGCUGAAAGACAAGUUCUGAGGAAGAGAGACAGAUGUAGCAAACUAGACUCCAGAAGAAGGGAGAAACUGUGUACUCAGCUUGCAUACAGUGCAAAGCCAACAUGACAUCUGACCAAAGGGACUGGUGGAGAUGCUGACUGGAAAGCCUGAAGAUUUUUACAGCUAUUCCUGUAACUUUCCUACCCAUUACAAGCUCCAAUAAUAAGGCAAUAAAUCACAACAAUUUUCUUUUUUCUUUUUUUCCUUUUUGCCAUGUAUAGUGUCUCAUCUGGUGUUUCGCUGUUGUUUGUUUUUGUUGUUAUUUUACCACAAGAGAGAAAAUGUUGUUCAGCAAUACAGUAGAUGGAGUUUUGGGUCAAUAUUUAUAGAUCACACUGGAUUUUAGUCCAAUUCAUCUGUAUCAUACUUUUUCCAAAAGGAAUUUUUAUGGAUUGUCCCUUGUAGGGUUUUCAUGUCUUACUGUCGUAGUGUCAAUGAGCAUUGACGUCUCUUAGGAGGUAAAUUAGCCAACAAACCUUUCUGUGCUUAUAGAAGUAAUUAUAUAAAUAGCAGUCAUCCUGCAUAACAGAAAGAGAGGAAGAAAGGCAUUUUCUAUGACAUCCCUAGCAUAUAUUUAAAUUAAAAAUUCAGAUCAGUUUAUCUAGGUCAAUUUGCAAAAGCACAUGGUCUUAGUACAAUGCUCGGAAUGAAGUAUGUGCAUUUAUCUUAUUCACAUAUUUCUAAACACAGAAAUUCGAUGUGUUUGAUAAUGUGCAGAUACAAAUGAAAAAAGGGUUGGUGGUAGAGACAUAUCAUGCUGACGCAUACACACUGUAUGAAGGGACAACUUAAAGAGAUCUUACUGCUUACUGGGACAGGAAAUAAUUGGUGAAACAGAGGAGAUUAAUUCUAGUAAAAAAUUAACAAAUUCAUUUUCAAAAAAGGUAGACAGGCCUUUUUAUAGCUGGAGGACAUGCAAACCUCUCUCUCCAGAAUAAGUGAAAAGAAAAUAUAUGCAUGGGAAAGUGAAAUUUUUAAGUUUCUCCAGAACCUACAGAGUUCUACAGAAAGUCAGAUUAUCUGUUAAAAUUAAAUCAAAAUAGCCAUAAAAAUUAGUCUGCUUCAACAGAAGAAAAUGCACUUUAUUAAAUGCAAUUUGAAACAUGAAUUGUGCAGAAAGACAAAUAUCUGAUUUUAAUGUGCAUUGGGAAAACCUGUAGAGCAAUUUGGUUAAAACGGAAGAUCAGAUAUCCUUCAGGCUGCGUUGAAUAAAAACAGAUUGAAAUGUGGCUUUCUUUUCCUUUUCUUCACCUGGCAUUUUUAUGAACACUUGCACCUGUACUGUGUGCUGAGGACCUUGCAAAUUAUUUGUGUUGUACUCUAAGUUGUCUUAAGCGCAUGCUAGGGGCAUGUCUUCAGGGAAAAACAGGAUUAACAUCACCCAGAUGGUGCCUGCAAGAGUCAAGGUCCCGCAGCAGAGCCACGGUGGGUGUGAUCCUGCCCAUCCCUCCGGUCCAUCAAGGCAGAGCCAAGACCUGAGGGGGAUUAGGCUCGAAUCCAUCACUCAGUGUCAUGUCUUUGCUUCGUUACUCUCUCCUCUGGAGACACAAAUUUCACUGUAUGGCCACCGAUCUUCCCAGUCACUGGUGAAAGCUCAGUAAAUUUUUCUGGACAUGCCCUAGGUAUACUAAUGAAGAGAGCUUUUGGUGUGUGAGGGAGAAUACUGUUCUAUGACUAUUGACAGACACAGCCAGCUUUCAUCGAUCUGUUUACAAUUUAGUUGUUUUGUUUUGUUUUGUUUUGUUUUUGUUUUUGUUUGUUUUGUUUUCUGAUAAAUUAACAAGUCCAAAGAGGGUGCAAUAUCUAGAGAUCACGAUGUCUGAAUGUUUUAUUAAAUAAUACAUUUUGAUUUAUCACAUUCACCUCCACAGCAUUACCAUGAACACCUACCUCUUUGUGUAUGACUUAAUGCAGUUCUGUGGACAUUCCUGGAUAUUUACAAAUAUGAUCAUCAGGUUCAUGUCAUUUGGAAAAGAUUCAUUGGCCGACACAUUUUACUCCAUAGGACUUGUGAUGCGCCUUUGUCAGUUGUUAUCUGUUCUGGAGAUCAUGCACAUCCUCAUCGGCAUUGAUAAAAGCCGUUUCUUCCCCAGGUUUUUGCAGAUCACUGAGAGAAUAAUUGUUUUAUUUGUCGUGAUCAACAGUCAGGAGGAAGUUCAAGGGAAAUACAUUGUGUGUGUUUUAUUUUUCCUUUGGAAUUUAUUAGAUGUGGUCAGGUACACUUACAACAUGUUAGCAAGGACAGGAAUAUACUACCUACCACUGACAUGGCUGAACUUCUCACUGUGCAUCCUGCUCUAUCCCCUUUCAGUUCUGGCUAAAGCAUUUGCAAUCUAUGUAUCGCUGCCUUAUUUUGAAACCUUUGGCACAUACUCCAUCAAGCUACCAUUACCAUACGCCUUCUCAAUCUACUUCCCCUAUGUUCUGAAAAUGUACCUGCUAGUACUGUUUACAGGUAUGUGCUUUAUCAUGCAGAACCUCUUCUCAGAAAGGAAGGCUCACCUAGGGACUGGCAACAUCAAAAAGAAAAGAAGCUAAGUUGAUACCUUGUUUUGAAAUAAGAAAUACACUCCCAGUGGGCUGCUGUGUAUUAUAAGCAAAGAAAAAUAAGACAAAGAUUUUCAAUGCACAACUCCUGUUUGGAUGCACAUUAUCCAGCUGUGUUGAAUUUUCAGAAAACAAAGGUCUCUAAUGCACCUCAAAAAUGUAGCCGCUCAGAAUAACUAGAUAGUUUUUCAAGUUUUGACUUCAAAUGUCAGGAAUUUUUUUCAUGAAUAUAUUUUUUCUAACAUAUCUAAGAGAACUCUGAAAAAAAAAUUGAAAAGAGUGCCUCGACCCACAAUAAUUACACUAAUAAUACUUGUUUUCAUGUUAAUUCUUGCCUCAUCAAAAACAGGUAUUCUGCAACAACAACAAAAUUAUUUAAUGUAUGAUUAUUCUACAUUAGGCAAACAUGUAUGUUUAUAUAUAUAUAAACAUUAAAUUGGUUAGAACUGGAAUGUCUCAAGGAGCAGAAGCUGGAAACCUAUGAGAUUCACCUGCUGAUUAGCCCCAAGCAUUCACAAAGGAUCCCUUCACUUCUCAAAAAAUAUUCCAGAAAAUGCAACUAAAGCGUGAAGGCAAGUGACCUUGGUCACUUAAGAAGGUACUCAUCUACUGUAUGCCCAAGGGGAUAUUUAAGGGGCAUAAGCAAGGCUUGUAAUCAUGUUUCUGGCAGACAUUAAGAAUCUCUUUCCUUGCAAUGAUUUUUCUUCCAUGCUGAACAGCAAACAGGUGACCAAAAGAAACGUGAUCAAGUCAGACUAAAUCUAUGUUGUUUGAAGUGAAGGUCACGACCAUCAAAACCCAUGUGCAAAUUUCUACUUUUUGUAGAAGACGCAGUUUUACUCAAGUGCAUUGCCCCUCAUACUUCUGUAGGACUACCUGUGAGAACAGGGACAGAAUACAGUCUCUUUGAAACUGGGUGUCAAGAACAUGGGUAACAACCCAGGGAACUCUGUAAAAUAAAAAAUAGACUAUACUUGCUGCACAGAUAAUUACUUAGAGGUAGGCAGGGGCUUUUCUUACGUUUCAUUUGUAUUGCUUAUCAUCUGCAUUUGAGUUCAUGCAGGUGGGGAAGAAAAGUGAGGCUAUUUUUUUUUUUAAACUUGAAUGAAAUCUGGGGGGAGGGAGUUACAAGGGAAAUGAAUGCAAUCGCGUUACGAAUAGGCUGUUGUUACAACUUUCUAAGCCAUGCAGCUUAAGAGGGUGUUCAGACUGUUGUAACUGGGAACAAAUGGGGCUGGUCCUUAUGAGCUAAGCUGUUAUGAAAAGUCACCUACGAUCGCUUUUAUUUAAUAUAUGUGGCAGACAAUGCCUGCAGACUGCUGUGACUACUGGAGUAUUUAUGAAGCAUAAGCAACAGGGUCACACAUACAAUAGUUUAAUGGGCAACCCCGGAUAUUUUGAAAGCGCUGCAGACAGUUAGUUACUUGGACCUUAUCAGACACACAGAGGUACUUUCACUUUGCACUUCUGUCUGACUCAAACUGAUUCACGUGUAGACAAUCUGGAUAAAGAAGAGUAUAAAGCAGCUGAAGAGGAUGGCAGCUUUGAAGAAGAGAGCCCAAACAAGAAAACUUCAUAAUCAAUUGACUGUAACACACAACAGGUGAAACAGAGACAUAUUCCCCUCUGGCAAUUCAAUAUAAUGCUUUUGCUGUAAAACUGUAGAGAAUCAACAUCCUGUAUGAGGAAGCAUGACAUAUAUUGCGUUGAGUUUACGUGGCAAGUGUUUGGCAGUGGGGAAGCUGCAAGGAUGGCUUCUGUGAGAAGAGGCCAGGAGCUGACCCCUUGCCAGACACAAGCAGUUCCAACUGGCUCCAAAACAGAGCCACUGUGGGACAACACCAAGCCCAUUAACAAUGCUGGCUGCACCUGUGAAAACAUAUUUACAAAAGGGUAAAAAAGAUGUGCAGCAGCUGUGAGGACGAGGAGUGAGAAAAUGUGAGCUAAACAACCCUGCAGACAUCAAGGCAGGAAAAACGAAGGGGGAGGAGGUGCUCCAAGCAUUAGAGCAUAGCCCUGCAGCCUGUGAAGACCAUGGUGGAGCAGGCUGUGCCCUUGCAGUUCAUGGUAGACCACAUCGGAACAGAUCUCGGUGCUACAGCCUGUGGAGGACCCCACACCAGAGCAGUGGUUAUGUCCUGAAGGAAGAUGCAGCCAUGGAAAGCCUGUGCUGGAGCAGACUCCCGGCAGGAACUGUAGCUUGAGGGACCCAUGCUGGAGCAGCCUGUUCUAGUUUCCACAGAAACGACGCAUGCUGGAGCAGUUCUUAGCUGCAGCCCAUGGGAAGGACCCAUGCUGGAGCGGUUUCUGAAGGACUGUAUCACAUGGGAGGGACUCCACACUGCAGCAGGGGAAAAGUGUGAGGUGGAAGAUGCAGAAGAAAUGAAGUGCUGUGGACUGAUUACAGCCUCCAUUCCCCAUCCCUCCUGUACCACUCAGAAGAGUCAGGAAUGAAGGAGUAAAGUUGAGCCUGGGAAGAAGAGGGAGGUGGGAGGAAGGUGUUUUAGAGCUGUCCGUGUGUUUCUCACCGCCCUGUUUUUAUUUGGCAAUAAACUGAUCUUCUCCCAGUCAA
Messenger RNA from Cygnus olor (mute swan), 6314 nucleotides. It is a transcript of the gene HACD4, whose product is annotated as 3-hydroxyacyl-CoA dehydratase 4. The transcript has 7 exons. Gene Ontology annotation, cellular component: endoplasmic reticulum membrane. The record is from RefSeq and is a predicted model, not a curated record. The coding region runs from base 3074 to 3733 and encodes 219 amino acids. Gene Ontology annotation, molecular function: 3-hydroxyacyl-CoA dehydratase activity. Lineage: Eukaryota; Metazoa; Chordata; Aves; Anseriformes; Anatidae. Gene Ontology annotation, biological process: fatty acid elongation; very long-chain fatty acid biosynthetic process; sphingolipid biosynthetic process.